Messenger RNA from Dicrocoelium dendriticum, 1605 nucleotides. Lineage: Eukaryota; Metazoa; Platyhelminthes; Trematoda; Plagiorchiida; Dicrocoeliidae. The record is from the annotation of a GenBank genome assembly.
CAGGGAUAGCUGACGUAAGCAACGUGGGCACUAAAUUGUUGAACCGAAGUGUAUUUGCGGAUUUUUUCUUUUAGAUCCAUCUCUCAAGAAGAAACACUUACGGAACUCAUCCAAUCAUUCCAGUUCCACCUGAACUCAAACUUGUACCCUCCUCUGUUAGUGCAUUGCUACUUGAAAAUCAAAUUUGACGGAUGUAUUCUGCCUCCGCGUUUAGCCCUCGCGAUGAGGAAUACGAUUAUCUUUUCAAAGUGGUUCUCAUAGGUGAUUCAGGCGUUGGAAAGAGCAAUCUGUUGUCAAGGUUUACCAGGAAGGAGUUUAAUCUAGAAAGCAAAAGCACCAUUGGUGUUGAAUUCGCCACCAGGAGCGUUCCUAUAAAAGGAAAAAUUAUUAAGGCGCAGAUAUGGGAUACUGCAGGUCAGGAGCGAUAUCGUGCAAUCACUUCCGCAUAUUACCGGGGUGCUGUCGGUGCCCUCUUGGUCUAUGAUAUUUCAAAGCAUUCGACAUACGAAAACGUAGAACAGUGGCUGCGCGAAUUGCGGGAUCAUUCUGAUCAGGACAUUGUUGUAAUGCUUAUCGGUAACAAAUGCGACCUGCGGCAUUUGCGUAUGGUUUCUACGGAUGAAGCCAAGGCCCUCGCAAUGAAGGAGAAGCUGUUCUUCACGGAGACUUCGGCCUUAGACGCCACAAAUGUAGACGACGCGUUUUUUCAAGUCCUUGAAGCUAUCUUUAAUAUCGUCAGUGCCCAGCCAACUGGAGCUCAUGUCGCGCCUGCUGCAAUCAACCCUACGACUAAUCCGCUAAAUGUACCAGCCCCCACUCCGAACCGAAAGUGUUGCAACUAAUGUCUUCUUUAACAAAGUUUUAUCUCCCACCUGAGCUCACACCUUUCUUGCGCGUUUGGGCUUUUUGACUCAACGCAAUGCAGUUUUGGACAUGCAUGUCCUUAAUCACCGUGAGAAUCGCUUUUCUGGAUUCAUUUAUCAACUUUUCAUGCGCCGCAAAAUGUCCGUGUGUGUGUUCGUAUCGAAAACCUCGUGAAAAUUGACGAGUAUUGUUUGUCUGCUCCGUGGCACUAAUGAAAACGUAGCACACUCUCACUAACGCACAUGACGCACCUUUUCUAUCUGGCGCAGCACAUAUUUGCAUCGUUUUACCCACUAUUCGAACUAGCACAGUCUUCAUUUUUGGUCACUGUUCCAUUGUUUCUCCACUGGCUAGAUGCCGAGUACUCUGUAUAAUCAAUUUGGUUCGAUUACUCCUGUGUGUUCGCUAGUAACGCGACUCAUUUGCUGCUUCGUCGUCGCAGCUCUCGGAAGAAUCACCUUGUGCAUUCGCUUUUAUGAUUAUUUGCAAAAUGAUCUAGGUGGAUUGUUGCGACAAAAAAUUAAAUUUGAUUUCCUAGUUUUUCACUUCAUCACCGAUUGUGCCGUCCUUUUGGAGAACAUCCUAUACACUCUGAUGUACUCGACGAGCAUACCACUUACCAAUUCCAUCGUCAUAGUUUUUCUGACCAUGGUGCACAACCCACAUUUCAGUUGUUUCUUAUCUAGGCAAAUGUUGGAUUAAUGUGAAUAAGACGCAAUCUUUGUCAGUAUCAGGUAAAAU